This is a messenger RNA of Pteropus alecto (black flying fox), 730 nucleotides long. RefSeq names its product receptor transporter protein 2 (gene RTP2). Gene Ontology annotation, cellular component: cell surface. Gene Ontology annotation, biological process: detection of chemical stimulus involved in sensory perception of bitter taste; protein targeting to membrane; protein insertion into membrane. Lineage: Eukaryota; Metazoa; Chordata; Mammalia; Chiroptera; Pteropodidae. The transcript is spliced from 2 exons. Bases 53 to 730 code for a protein of 225 amino acids. Gene Ontology annotation, molecular function: olfactory receptor binding. The record is from RefSeq and is a predicted model, not a curated record.
UCUGUGUUCUCACUCAGGUGGAGCUCAAACCUCCACCCCUUCCAACAGAGCCAUGUCUACCAGUCUGACCACUUGCGAAUGGAAGAAAGUCUUCUAUGAAAAGAUGGAGGUGGCAAAGCCAUCUGAUAGCUGGGAACUCAUCAUAGACCCCAACCUCAAGCCCAAUGAGCUGGCCCCAGGCUGGAAGCAGUAUCUGGAGCAGCAUGCCUCAGGCAGGUUCCACUGCUCCUGGUGCUGGCACACCUGGCAGUCGGCCCACGUGGUCAUCCUCUUCCACAUGCACCUGGACCGCACCCAGCGAAUGGGCUCAGUGCGCAUGCGCAUCUUCAAGCAGCUGUGCUACGAGUGCGGCACGGCGCGGAUAGACGAGUCGAGCAUGCUGGAGGAGAACAUUGAGAAUCUGGUGGACAACCUCAUCACCAGCCUGCGCGAGCAGUGCUACGACGAGGACGGCGGCCAGUACCGCAUCCACGUGGCCAGCCGUCCAGACAGCGGGCAGCAUCGCAGCGAGUUCUGCGAGGCCUGCAACGAGGGCAUCGUGCACUGGAAGCCCAGCGAGAAGCUGCUGGAGGAGGAGGCGACCUACGCCUUCUCUGGUGUCUCCAAGCCAAGGGCCCAAGAGUGCUCGCGCUACAACUUCUUCUCUCUUCGCUGGUGCCUCUUCUGGGCCUCCCUCUGCCUGCUCAUUGUCUACCUGCAGGUUUCCUUCCGCGGCUCUGCCUUCCUUUAG